AUGUCUUUAAAUCGUUCUUCUACAGUCUACGAUGUGGAUGGUGGACGGGACCUUGACAUCUUUGACAUAAACGAAGAGGCAGGGUUAGACCUUAUGGAAGGAGACAUCGUGCUCGAUGGGAGACAAACUCGGAAUUCCUUGAUAGGGGAUGAGUACAGAUGGCCGAAGACAAUCCCAUACUACAUGGAAGAUGACCUCGAGAUCAAUGCUAAAGGUGUUAUUCACAAGGCCUUCGAGCAGUACCGACUCAAGAGCUGCAUCGACUUCAAGCCUUGGACUGGAGAAGCAAACUAUAUUUCCAUAUUCAAAGGAGGCGGCUGCUUUUCCUCUGUAGGUAACCGGAAAGUUGGAAAGCAGAGACUGUCAAUCGGGGCAGGCUGUGAUCGUAUUGCCACCAUUGAGCACGAGUUCCUUCACGCUUUGGGUUUCUGGCAUGAGCAGUCCAGAUCUGACCGUGACGAUUAUGUCGAAAUCAUGUGGGAUCGCAUCUCAGAGGGCAAAGAGCACAACUUUAACACCUACGACGACACCACCUCCAGCUCGCUUGGUGUUCCCUACGACUACGGCUCCAUGAUGCACUACAGUAAAAACGCCUUUCGCAACGGCACCGAGCCCACCAUCGUCACCAGGAUCCCGGCCUUCAGCGACGUUAUCGGCCAGAGGAUGGAGUUCAGUGACAGUGACCUGCUGAAGCUGCACCGCCUCUACAACUGCAGCCAGAGCUCCACCUUCCUGGAUUCAUGCGAUUUUGAGCGUGAGAACAUCUGCGGCAUGAUCCAGGGACCGGGGGACAAGGCCGACUGGGUUCGGGUUUCCAAAGUUACGGGCGGUCCUGAAACCGACUACUCUAACAUGGGCAAAUGCACCGGCUCUGGGUAUUUUAUGCACUUCAGCACCGGCACAGCCAGCGUUGGGGACAACAGCCUGCUGGAGAGCAGGAUCCUGUAUCCCAAAAGAGGUUACCAGUGUCUGCAGUUCUUCUACUACAACAGCGCUGGCGCCAGCGACACCCUGAAAAUCCACGUCAGGGAAUAUGAUGCAGCUAAUCCCAACGGAACACUGCGCUUUAUAACGACCAUAGAAGGAUCAACCCAGAAUCUGUGGGAUCUGCACCAUGUGAGUCUGGACGUCCAGAACAAGUUCCGUGUUGUCUUUGAAGGCACCAAAGUGGGCAGUGGACCCUCCACAGGAGGACUGUCCCUGGAUGAUAUCAACAUUUCUGAGACCACCUGUCCAGAGUUUAUAUGGCGGGUGAAAAACUUCCGUAAUGUUAUGGAAACCACUCCAAUGAAGACAUCGAUCGUUAGCCCUCCUUUUACCUCCAAAGAGGGUUACACCUUCCAGAUGCAACUGUACCCCAACGGUACCGACGGCUACCCCGGGCAGCUGUCAGCCUACGCUCACCUGGUGGCCCGCGAAGGCGACACGGGACAGGUAUGGCCAUGUCCCUGGAAACAGAUUACCAUGAUGCUCAUGGACCAAAACCCCCACAUCCAGAAGCGCAUGUCCAACCAGCGCAGCGUCACCACCGACCCCAGCAUGAAGAUAACAGACUCUGAACAGUUUUUCUGGGAUGAUCCUCGUAAGGUUGGUUUCGAGGUGGAAGACACAGAUGGGACCACGUAUUUCCGUGGGCCGGGCUCUGGGACAGCUGUGUACCUCACCCACCAGAGAGCCAAGAGCAGGGACUUUAUCAAGGGAGAAGAUGCCAUCUUCCUCCUCACUAUGGAGGACGUGUCCCACCUGACGGUGACCCAGCCUGUGCCGUCCACCACCCGGCCGACUGUUUCAUCCACCACCCGGCCGAUUGUUUCGUCCACCACCCCGUCCUCUGUUUCGUCCACCACCCCGCGUCCUGAAGCCUGCCUCGGCGUGACCUGUCAGAACGAGGGAGUCUGCAUGUUGGAUGAAGGCAAAGCUGUCUGCAGGUGUGUGGUGGGUGAAGACUGGUGGUACUACGGAAGCCGCUGUCAGUACAAGGGAUACCUCGAGGACCAAACGAUCAUCGCUGUGGCCUCCUCUCUGUCUGUGCUGGCAGCAAUGCUGGUGAUCACAGUGGUCACUGCCCUCUGCGUGAAGAAGAAGUAUAAGAAACGUGCUGCUCCUAAUUUCGUCAUGGAAAACAUGCAUACGAAGCCUUAA
Messenger RNA from Salarias fasciatus (jewelled blenny), 2142 nucleotides. It is a transcript of the gene mep1bb, whose product is annotated as meprin A subunit beta b. Bases 1 to 2142 code for a protein of 713 amino acids. The record is from RefSeq and is a predicted model, not a curated record. Gene Ontology annotation, biological process: proteolysis. The transcript is spliced from 12 exons. Gene Ontology annotation, molecular function: metalloendopeptidase activity; zinc ion binding; protein binding. NCBI's taxonomy places the organism in Eukaryota, Metazoa, Chordata, Actinopteri, Blenniiformes, Blenniidae. Gene Ontology annotation, cellular component: membrane.